CCUUCCCCGCCACUCCUACGUCCUUUCAAGCCCGGCUAGCAAUGGGAAGGGGAACUCUUUAGCCUCGGACUCCAACCGGAAGUUGCUUUCCGGGUUGAGACGCGGUGGGGGAGGAGUACCCCGAGGGGAACGUGAGUUGGACGUUGCUGCUUGGUGUUGUGGUGCGCAGGCUGGAACGGGAGUUCGGGCCGGCCGGGUACGAAGGAGGGGAGUGCUCGGUAAAGGGUUCAUUGAAAAAUCCUUAGUGAUAUUGACAUGUUUCAAGUGACAUAAAUUAGCCAAUGACUCGGAAUGAUGGAUUCUCUGAAGAUUGGAAAUGGUUUGCCAGUGAUUGGACAAGGGCCUGAUAUAGGGAUAUCUUCACUCCCCAUGGUGGGGUAUUUGGGAAAAAAUUAUGAUUCAGCUAAAGUUGCAUCAGAUGGAUAUUGUCCUGCUUGUAGGGAAAAGGGAAAGUUAAGAGCUUUAAAGACUUACCGAAUUAGUUUUCAAGAAUCUAUCUUUUUGUGUGAGGAUUUGCAGUGCAUCUAUCCUUUGGGCUCUAAAUCACUUAAUAAUUUAAUUUCUCCUGAUUUGGAAGAUUGUCACACUCCAAAUAGGCCUCAAAAAAGAAAGCUCCUGGAAAACAGCUGUAAAGAUUUAUCUCUUUUAGCAAAUUCCAAAAAGACUAGAACUUAUAUUGUUACUGGUGAUAAACAAAUUUUAAAAAGUGAACAUAAUGGAGAAGUAUAUAAUGAAACCUCGUCAAAUUUACUACUUCGUAGUAGUCAACAUGAUUCAGUUAGGACAGCUGAAUCCUUGGGACAGAAUAAGAUUUUGGAAGCUGAUAGUGUUGAUGUGUCUGCUGAAGAUCCUGCUACAGUUGAUGUCUCUAGAACUGGGGGACUUUCUCCUCAAAAUGAAGGAUGCACAUCUGAAUUUGAAAUGCCAUGGGAGAGAAUGUGUUCAUCAUUUUGCCAGACUUCAUGUGUCCAGUGGAGAAAUGCUAAUGCUCUCUGCUGGUUAGAUUCUAUCUUGUCAGCUUUGGUGCAUUUGAAAGCCUUGAAGAACACUGUGACUGAUUUGUGUUCUAAAGACUCUGUAUUUUGGCAGUUGUUUGAAAAAUAUGAUCAAGCAAAUAAGCUCCUGUACACCAGUCAGUCGGAUGAAGUUAAAGGUGGAGAUUAUAAAAAAUGUACUUCAGAAAUAUUUGCAGAAAUAGAGACCAAUCUGAAUGAAGUUAGAGAUGAAAUUUUUACUAAACUUCAGCCUCAGCUUAGAUGUACAUUAGGUGAAAGGGAAAGCCCUGUGUUUGCAUUUCCUCUGCUCUUAAGAAUAGAAGCCCACAUCGAAAAGCUCUUCACAUAUUCUUUUUCAUGGGACUUUGAGUGUUCACAAUGUGGACACCGAUAUCAAAACAGGUGUGUCAAGAGCCUAGUCACCUUUACAAAUGUCAUCCCUGAGUGGCACCCACUUAAUGCUGCCCAUUUUGGCCCAUGUAACAGUUGCAGCAGUAAAUCUCAAAUAAGAAAAAUGGUAUUGGAAAAAAUGUCUCCCAUAUUCAUGUUGCACUUCGUAGAAGGUUUACCGCAGAGUGACUUGCAGCACUAUGCAUUUGAGUUUGAAGGCUGUCUUUAUCAAAUAACAUCUGUAAUUCAGUACCAAGCAAAUGAUCAUUUCAUAACUUGGAUUUUACAUACUGAUGGUAGUUGGCUGGAAUGUGAUGACCUAAAGGGUUUAUGUGCUCAAAGGCAUGAGAAAUUUGAAGUUCCCGCUUCAGAGAUACAUAUUGUUAUCUGGGAAAGAAAAAUAUCUCAAGUGACAGAUGAAGUGGCUGCCUGCCUUCCACUUAAGAAGACUAAUGAUCAGCAUGCUUCCAGUGAAGAGAAACCAGCCUGUCCAGCAUUUCGUUCUGUGGGUCAGGCUGCCUCAGCAGGAGCAUCCUCAGUCAUUCUACCCACAUCUCUGUCACUUGCUCCUCAUACUCUCCCACAGGACAAAGCUGCGGCUCAUGAUUACCUACUUUCAGAUCCGAAAGUUGGGGUUGACAAUAAUAUUUUACCUCUGACACUUGAAGGAACUGUCUGGAAAACUGCCUCACUUUUUCAGGUUAGCACUGAAGCGUUCCUACCAGAAAACACGCCUGUGGCAGAAAAUACAGAACUUCUCAAAACAAACACUUUGCAAUAUCAAAAAUCAUAUAAAGAAAAGGCCCAGGCCCAGUUUGUAGAUUUAAGUUACCCACUGCAAGUUGUAAAUACAAACACACAUUUGGUACAGCUGAAUGCGGAAAAUACUGCAGUUACUCAGCCUGUGAGUAAUACUCAUGUUACUGGUCUUACACAGGGAAUAAAGUCAGUGGAAGUUGAAAAGGAUACUCAGUUAAAACAGUCUCUUUCAUGGAAAACUGAGAAAUUAGAACCAGAACAACCUUCUAUAUCUCAGGUAUCUAACUUGAAAAAAAAAGAAGCCACAGCAGACCCACAGACUAUGACAGCCAGAUCAUCAAAGAAUCAGCCCCUGAAAGAAAAUCAAAAGAAACCUUUUGUGGGAAGUUGGGUUAAAGGCCUGCUAAGCAGGGGUGCUUCUUUUAUGCCGCCUUGCGUUUCAGCUCAUAAUAGAAACACUAUAACUGAUCUGCAGCCUUCAGUUAAAGGAGCAAAUAAUUUUGGUGGCUUUAAAACUAAAGGUAUAAAGCAAAAGACAAGCCAUGCAUCUAAGAAAGCUCAUAGAUCUGCAGAUAAGCCUGCAGUCAGCAACCCUCCACCAGGUCUUCCAUUGUCAGAGAACGCAGCUGCUCAUUCACAUACAAGUGAGAAUGCUGCUUCAGAACUUCUGAAGGAGCUGGAAAGCACCUCACAUGGAACUCACCUCAGUCACCCUUCUCACAGAAGGGAAAAUGGGGUUUCUUCAGCAAACCAUGGAGAUUCAGCUGAAGGUCAGAUUCAUAAGCUUCGUCUAAAACUUCUUAAAAAACUAAAGGCAAAAAAGAAGAAGUUAGCUGCACUCAUGUCUUCCCCUCAAAGUAGAACACUUCCUAGUGAAAAUUUGGAACAGGGGUCCCAUUGUGAGUCUCCAAAUGAUUGUGAAUCAAUAGAAGACUUACUAAAUGAGCUACAGUAUCAAAUUGAUGCUGCAGAUAAUAAAUCUGGAUGUGCCACUAUUUCUAGUGUGUCCUCAUAUAAUAAUCAAACUCAUGAAGAAAUUUUAGCAGAAUUACUGUCUCCAAGUAUUUCAACAGAGCUCUCAGAAAAUGGGGAAGCUGACUUUAGGUAUUUGGAAAUGGGAGACAACCAUAUCCCAGCACCAGAACCUACUGAAUUAAUUGAUAAUUCCCAGAACAUACAUCUGAAACAGGAGCAUAAUUAUUGCAGCCCCCCUAAGAGGAACCAAUGUGAAGUUCAGCCAGUCCCACAAAUAAACAAUGCCUACAUAAAGACAUUAAACUUGGAGAGCCCCAUGAAGACUGAUACUUUUGAUGAGUUCUUUUCUACUGCAUUAACUUCUUCAGAAAAUGACUCCUUAGACUUACCUCAUUUUGAUGAAUAUCUGUUUGAGAAUUAUUGAGUACUCGUUGACUCUUUUUAGUUUAGUAUUUAUUAUUGCUGUUAGAAAAACUUAACUGUUUUCAGGUAGUAUUUAUACACUGUCCUUGUAAUAACCAUGAAUGAAAUUUAAGCUGCUGAAAGUUUACUUCGGGUCCUGCCCAUGAAGCAUAUAACCCGUUAGACAAAAUAAUCAGGAAUUGUUUUCUCCUUACUGAUUUCAUUUUGUAGUAAAGUAUUGUAAGGAAAAUGAGGAUUUCAAAUAUUAAAGAUGAAAAAAUGUCUAGUUUCUAACAAUUUCUACAGUUGAGUGCAUUAAAUUUCUGGAUUUUAAGUUAUGAUUAUGUUGCUCAAGAGAAACUAUGGCUUGUACUGAAAAAUUGUUCUCUAAAACGUUUGACUGGGUGACAGUUUUGCUUCUGGUUCUGUGGUUUUACAUAAGAGCCUAAGGCUUUUUCUUUUUCCGUUUUUUUGUUUUGUUUUUUGGUACCAGGGAUCAAACUUGGGACCUUGCUCUUGGGUGGCAGGUGGUGGUGGCACCAUUGAGCUAAAUCUCCGGCCCUAAGUUUUUCUUACCCCAGUAUGGUGCUUCCUCAAUGCCACUUGUCAACUUUUCUCUCCUUACAAAGGAUGGCAGGAAAUGAUUACUAAACUUUGAAUAAUAUUAAAUAAUCAAUAAAUGACCUAUAAAAAGAAAAAGCAAUCUGUGAAGGUGUGCCAAGGUUUGCAUGCUGCCAUAAAUACCAUCUUUCUUCUCAAGACAUCUCUGUAAUCAAAGUGAGAUGCCAGCUAACAGUUCUGUGGGGAAGAAUAACCAUGCUUACAAAGCUUGCUACAUGUUGGAUUCCAUUAUAUAUGAAAUGUUAAUUCAUUUAAAACAAAAUUCCUAUAAGUGAGAUACUUUUAUCACAUUUUACAAAUAAACAGUACAUAGCUGGUAAGCUGUAGAGCAGGGUUUAAGUAGAAAUCUUUACCACCGCAGUUAGACA
Molecule: messenger RNA, 4510 nt
Organism: Fukomys damarensis (Damara mole-rat)
Lineage: Eukaryota; Metazoa; Chordata; Mammalia; Rodentia; Bathyergidae
Gene: Uspl1
Product: ubiquitin specific peptidase like 1
Exons: 9
Coding region: 292-3543 (1083 amino acids)
Biological process (GO): Cajal body organization; protein desumoylation
Cellular component (GO): Cajal body
Molecular function (GO): SUMO binding
Source: RefSeq, a predicted model, not a curated record